AUGGGAACUUUUGACCUGUGGACUGAUUACCUGGGCUUGGCAAGCCUGGUUGGGACUCUGCACGAGGAAGAAGAGCCUGAGGCUCCUCGGCCGGACCCCAAACCACAGCCCACCCCAAGCCCAAAGGGCCAGAAAGGCAGCCAGGAAGCCUCGCCGGCGCCCGAACGCCAGUGCUCAUUUUGCAGGCACAAUGGAGAGUCCCGUGCCAUCUACCAGUCCCAUGUGCUGAAGGAUGAGGCUGGCAGGGUGCUGUGCCCCAUCCUGAGGGACUACGUGUGUCCCCAGUGUGGGGCCACGCAGGAGCACGCCCACACCCGACGCUUCUGCCCGCUCACCGGCCAGGGUUACACCUCUGUCUAUUGCUAUACCACCAGGAACUCCGCGGGCAAGAGACUGGCCCGGUCUGACAGGGCGAGGACCCAGGAUGCCAGCCGCCACAGGGGAGGAGGAGGAGCCGCCGCAGCAGCAGCCGCCGGAGCAGGUGUCUGUGCAGGUUCCAAAGGUGCCAGGAAGUGCCCGUCAGCACCAGCGCCCCCGUCCUUUAGCCCCUCCACUUCCGCCUAGGAGGCCGGCCGGACUUCAGCGGAAGGUGUACCUGAGACCCACCGCGCCCUCGGUGCUCCCCGCCUUGUCCCUCGGCAGGUGCCCAAUAAACGUGCGCAAAGGAC
Molecule: messenger RNA, 668 nt
Organism: Jaculus jaculus (lesser Egyptian jerboa)
Lineage: Eukaryota; Metazoa; Chordata; Mammalia; Rodentia; Dipodidae
Gene: Nanos3
Product: nanos C2HC-type zinc finger 3
Exons: 2
Coding region: 1-564 (187 amino acids)
Biological process (GO): negative regulation of translation; oogenesis
Cellular component (GO): perinuclear region of cytoplasm
Molecular function (GO): zinc ion binding; mRNA binding
Source: RefSeq, a predicted model, not a curated record